Messenger RNA from Endocarpon pusillum Z07020, 768 nucleotides. RefSeq lists its product as uncharacterized. The record is from RefSeq and is a predicted model, not a curated record. Lineage: Eukaryota; Fungi; Ascomycota; Eurotiomycetes; Verrucariales; Verrucariaceae. The transcript has 3 exons. Gene Ontology annotation, biological process: attachment of spindle microtubules to kinetochore. The coding region runs from base 1 to 768 and encodes 255 amino acids. Gene Ontology annotation, cellular component: spindle microtubule; DASH complex.
AUGACUCUUCUCCUCAAUCAUCUAGAGCAGAUAUCUGGCUCAGCUAGGAGCAUUGGGGAACUGCAGUUUCCUCCCCCCAAGAUUUUCACAAAUGCACUCCUUGGAAACCAUGAAAUAACUACUCUAAUACGCGACACCGAGCCUCAUGAAAGAGCGCUCUUCUCGGUCGACCCAUAUGCGAAGAAUUUGCCUGCCCAGCGGCGGUCUCAUCGUAGAACUACGGCAUUCUCCUCGGAUGAAAAGGGAGGGCAUGCUUUGUUCAAUGCGGGUCCGAGAAAACAAUCUGCUGUAGCAAGAGUCCUUGGGUCACACAUGUUGCAAGAAAUCGAGGCUACAAGAGGGCAUGCCUCAAACCAGAAAUCAGGGCGCUCGGGAGGUGUCAAUGUGGAAGUGUUGCUGAAGGGUGCAGAAAAGCUUUGUGCCGUGUAUCCUGUCGUGGGUGCGCCAGAGAGGAUUACGUCUUUGCGCAGUCGUUUCAAGCAAGUAGCAGAAAGUGUGGCAGUGUAUGAGGCCCGGGUAGCCAGCCAAACAGCUCAACUCAGUCGCAUGAACAAGAGUCUCGACAGCAGUCAAGAUCACGAAGAUGAGCAUCAAGACGAAGACGCAGACGCGAUUGCUUCUGCCAAUUCUCAGCACGGAGCUGCCCCGGUCACAGACGAAGAGUUGCGAACAGAAGAGCAAGCGAUUAGGGAACUAGAACAAAAGAAGCGUGAACUGGAGGAACGGGUGGCAAGCAUGGAGAAGGACCUGGGUGGUCUUCUACGCUGA